Messenger RNA from Biomphalaria glabrata, 4621 nucleotides. Its product is annotated as O-acyltransferase like protein-like. NCBI's taxonomy places the organism in Eukaryota, Metazoa, Mollusca, Gastropoda, Planorbidae. Gene Ontology annotation, molecular function: acyltransferase activity, transferring groups other than amino-acyl groups. The record is from RefSeq and is a predicted model, not a curated record. The coding region runs from base 135 to 2627 and encodes 830 amino acids. The transcript has 16 exons.
GUACCUACAGUUUUUGGUGAACUCUAUAAAACGCAGUGGCUUGCUCGUGUGUUGUGGUCUGUUGUGCAAUCUGUAUUUCUAAGUCUGUUGUUUAUUUUGUUUCUUGAGGAUAGAAAAAGGUUCGCUUUAAAAAAAUGAGAACAAAGAAAAUGAACAAAUUAACCGCGUUCUUUACAUUGUUAUUUCUGUUCACGUCAUUCGCCAUUACAGUAGCAGACGACACAACUGGAUCGCCCGAUCCAAAAACAUUUCUUGGCGCUUUAGAAAACAUCAACGACGUCAUAAGGCGCCAAAAUGAUCCUGCGUUUCAGGAAACUUUGAAAAAUUUUGAAACUCUUCUGUCAGGCAAGGAUAUUCUUGGUCAAACGGGAAUUCUCGGAAACGCUGUUUUUGCUGCCCCUUCAUCUGGGUCUAUGUAUAGUGCAAUUAAGAACUCAAAUAAUAUUCAAAAUGGUGUCGAAAAUCAAGUAGACACAUUCGGAGAAAGCACGUGGAGUCUGGCAGAUGUAGCCGACAAGAAAGAUGGCAGUCUAAAUCUUAGACGAAAAUUUGGGAAAGUAAACUCAGCGAAUUGUGUAGCAGACAUACAACGCUUGGUCACUAAUGUGACUCAGAACCAGUGGACAUUACCUUUCUUAGACGCCUGGGGCAAGCCUGGACCGUCCAUUCUCCAAGGUCGACUUAACUUUGUCGGGAACUACAGGCAGUGUAGGAAUGCAAAGGCGCCACCCCAGCCUGGCGUUGGGGGCACAGGUUUUACCGGGAAUUACUGCGUUUUGAGCCUCGCUGCAAAGAACGCUUCAGGUUCAUCUCCACUCGCCGCUUUAACAGGAAAUGCUGCUGUACAAAUCGGUUCCUGUGUUCCAGAUUCAUGUUCCCAGGAUGAGCUCUCAUUACUAGUGAAUCUAGGUUUGACGAUGUUGAACAUGUCUGAAACAUUUGUUGCCAUGCCCACGGAAUGCCGAACGGAUGAAAGAGAAUUUACUUCCGCAACCGUCGCCGCCAUUGUCAUCCUGUCACUCAUUCUGGUCUUAAUGAUUUGCGGGACUCUGUUUGACCUUUUGGUGAUUCAGCGGCCAAAGUGGAACACGCGGCGCCAAGGCGUAGACAGUCCCGACUAUGAUGCUGGCAGAGGUAUCCAGCCUCGCAGCAGCUACCAUCCAAUACUUGACGAGGAGACGACAACAGGGGGCCCCACAUCAGGUCAAGAGCAGACGCCAAUGAAUGCUGAGGUCAGAAACGGCUCCGGUCCUGUUUUCCUGAACGAGAAGCAACCUUUGCUGGGGAAAACUCAAACCAAGUCUGGUGCUUGCUCUGGAAUCCUGUCACAGAUUUUACUGUCCUUUUCUGUAUAUACCAACGCUUCUAAAGUAUUGAACACAUCACAGCCUCCUGGAUCUCUGUCAGCCAUCAAUGGUAUCCGCUGCUUGAGUAUGUCUUGGGUUGUGCUAGGACAUAUGUUCGUUUUCGGACUUGCCAAUGUGUCUAAUGUGGCUGAAGAAUAUCCACUCUUAUUAAAACGUUGGACAUUUGACGCCAUCUCUAACGCUUUAGUCUCUGUUGAUACAUUUUUCACCCUUAGCGGUCUACUGGUUGCAUAUUUAACAACUAAAGAGAUGUCUAAGAAAGGUUGGAAGAUCAACUGGGGACUGUUUUACUUUCACCGAUUUUGGAGGUUGACACCACCGUACAUGUUAACGCUUCUAAUUGUCUUGGGACUCCAGAGGUUCAUGGGGUCCGGUGCCCUGUGGUCCACUGUCCAGCCAGCAGACAAGGAGAUCUGUGAAGAGAACUGGUGGACCAACUUGCUGUACGUCAACAAUUUAGUCAACAAAGACAAAAUGUGUUUUGGUCACGCCUGGUACCUGGCCAAUGACAUGCAGUUCUACAUUCUGUCUCCAUUGAUGUUGAUCCCAUUUGUCUUUAACCGCUACGCUGGAUUCAUCAGCUGCAGCAUCUUUCUGUUAGCGCAGUGGAUCACAGCUGGGGUUUUAUCCACAGACAACGAAUGGGGUUCUUCGACACUUGGAAAUGGCAUUAUACCAAAGCCAGGGUCAUUGGAUUAUAUGGGUUAUUACUACAUUGCUCCAUAUUGCCGGAUUGGACCUUACGUGAUCGGCAUUUUGGCUGGCUAUAUACUGGCUGUCUCCAAAGGAAGAGUUCAGAUGAAUAAAAUCACAGUGGUCAUUGGCUGGACAGUCAGCAUUGCGUCCGCACUCGCCAUAGUUUAUGGUUUACGGGGCGAUUUAGGCGGGGGGAACCCUAGCAGUGUUGGCGCCGCCGCCCUCUACAACGCCGUGGCGCGAUCAGCUUGGGGAGUAUGUGUGUGUUGGGUCAUCAUCGCCUGCUCCUCGGGCUAUGGUGGUCCAGUUAACACCCUGUUGUCAUGGUCACCAUUUGUUGCGCUUGGUCGUCUGACCUACAUGGCCUACCUGAUUCACCCGUGUAUUAUGUACGUCUAUUUCGGGAACCAGGAGUCCCUCUACCUGUUAAAUGACACAAACAUUGUCAUUUCAUACCUCGGUAUAUUGCUGUUUACCUACCUGGCCUCUUUUAUUUUGAUGCUUGCAUUAGAGUCUCCGUGGAUAGGUUUGGAAAAAGCUUUGCUCCGAAACAAGCGCCACUAGUUCUGGAAUGGAGAAUGUAGUUUUACUCUGCUACCUGUGAUAACAUACGACAUAACUAAACAUUGAAUGUAACACAUGACAUGGCUACACAUUGAACGUAACACAUGACAUGGCUACACAUUGAAGUUUACACAUGACAUGGCUAAACAUUGAAGUUUACACAUGACAUGGCUACACAUUGAAGUUUACACAUGACAUGGCUAAACAUUGAAGUUUACACAUGACAUGGCUAAACAUUGAAGUUUACACAUGACAAAGCUAAACAUUGAAGUUUACACAUGACAUGGCUAAACAUUGAAGUUUACACAUGGCAUGGCUACACAUUGAAGUUUACACAUGACAUGGCUACACAUUGAAGUUUACACAUGACAUGGCUACACAUUGAAGUUUACACAUGACAUGGCUAAACAUUGAAGUUUACACAUGACAUGGCUACACAUUGAAGUUUACACAUGACAUGGCUAAACAUUGAAGUUUACACAUGACAUGGCUAAACAUUGAAGUUUACACAUGACAUGGCUGAAUAUUGAAAUUUACACAUGACAUGGCUAAACAUUGAAGUUUACACAUGGCAUGGCUACACAUUGCUCUGCUACCUGUGAUAACACAUAACAUAGCUAAACAUUUAAGUUAACACAUGGCUUAGCUACACAUUGAAGUUAACAUAUGACAUAGCUAAACAUUGAAGUUAAUAAUUGACAUAGUUACUCAUUGAACUUAGCAUAUGACAUGUCUAGAAAUUGAAUUCAUACAUGCCCAGGCUACAUGUGUUUACUUGACAUCGUUACACAUCAAACUUAAUACAUGACAUGGCUACAUACUAAAUACAACAAAUGACAUUGCCACAAAUGACACUCAAUACUUGUGACAAACAAAACAUUAUUCUGUUGUACAUUUGAACCUCGUCAGUUAAAAAGUCUCACUAAAUCUGUGAAUUAUGUUAAUGAUUAAGUUUAUAUAUGUUCUGGAUUAUAUGCACUAUGUUAACUAUUUGGCCCAGUCAGACUUCACUUCAUGAGAACUCUAGUAAAUAAUCUCUAAGCAUUUAACAUUUUUAAGAGAUGCAAAGCUUAUAAGAUGCUCUCUAUGGAACGCUGGAUGGACUGCUUGUAGAUAAUUUUCAUUGAUUAAUGUUUCAACUAUUUUGUUUAUUGUUAUUUUUUUUUUCAAAUACUGUGUGUUUUCUAGAAGAUAUUAAGAAUGUUAUUAGAACAAACUAUUGAUGCAUGAAAACUUAUCACUACAAAAGGACUUAAGAUAAUUAUCAUACAUUGUAUAAAUAAAGUGCUGGAUUUACUUAUAGUGUCCUAUAGUCAACAUAAGGCUAUAGCUUGAAGGCCACCCAAAAAUGGUAUCACGGACAUUUUCAAUCAUUUUGUAGAGAGAGCAAGGGGGGGGGGGAGCCUUACAAGGGACCCCAUUGCUCAAAUAGCUUAAGUCUUUAUCAAUUCUAAAUCCUGCUUAGAUAAUGCGAAUGUAUUUUUUAAAAAAAACACCAAUGAUACGAUUAGAUGUGUUGUUCAGAAUAGCAUAUAAACUCUUGUUGUAAUUUCAUACCAAGCUUGUAAUUAAUUCUAUUGGUUUAAGUGAUUGAUCGAAAUUUCACAUUGCAAUGUGUUUGUAUAAUCUGGAUUAAUAUAAAUGUAGUAGUUAAAGAACAAAUGUUUACUAGUAGUGUUAGAAUGACAUAGUGACAGACACCCCUGUGUUGAGUUUGGAAAAGUUUUGACAAAAGCAUGAAGCAGCAUUCUUUUUUAAUUUAAAAUUUUAAUAUGCAAAUUUAUAUAUAUAUAUAUAUAUAUAUACAGAGAGAGAGAGAGAGAGAAAGAGAGAGAGAGAGAGAGAGAGAGGGCAGGAGGACUUUUGAGCCCUGGGUGAACUUUUUAAAAAUGCAUUUAUGCAUUUACCAAGAUACUCCAUUCUUCACUCCCCUUGUUAAUAACUUAUUAAAAUUGUUACUACUUGAAUUAUGAAUAAAUUAUUUUUAAUACGUC